AUGUCCUUGCCAACACUGCAAGACGUCCUCACGACUUUAGUCUCACUACUCAAGACGACUACACCACUUCUCAAGAGAAUUACAUCACUACUACUCAAGACAACUACAUCAGUUCUCCUCUUUACAAUAGUCAUCAUCCUCGCCAUCGCAGUAUACCGACUGUAUCUCCAUCCCCUCGCUGGCGUUCCUGGUCCUUGUCUAGCUGCCCUUUCCAACAUCUGGCACGCUUGUCAUGCCCGCAAUGGUCGCAUGUAUCAGUUGGGCACAACUCUACAUAAGCGAUAUGGGCCCGUGGUGAGAGUUGGUCCUAAUGAACUUUGGUUUGAUAGUAAGGAGGCGUUUAAGACUAUUUAUAGUGCAGGAAGUGGAUUUGAGAAAUCGGAUUUUUACCUCUCAACCCUCCUCACCAAACCCACCCUUUCCCUCAAAUUUUCCCCCUUCAAGUUCCCCUUUCCCAGUCUCCAAUUACGGCAGCACCACCCCGACACCCUCGACCUCCUCUCCGAGCGCCACCUCCCCCGCUACCGCCUCCAACGCCGUCUCAUCGGCCCGCUCUACCAACUCUCCUCCCUCAAGAAAUUCGAACCCCAAAUCGACGCCGUCUUGGAUCGCGCCAUCGCCCAGCUGCGCACCCUCCAAGGCCAAGAAGUCGAUCUCAAAGAAUGGAUGCACAUCAUCGCCGUCGAAUGUCUCGGCGCCGUAGUCCUCAGUUGGUCACCGGGUUACAUCCGCGACAAGUCCGACGGCGGGACAAGUGUCCAGGGUUACCGUGGAUGGAAGCGCAAGUCCGUCUUUGGCCUGUUUCCCUCUAUCACCGUUCUUUCUUUUCUAGAAGGUGGUCCUUUCGGAAUAGGCGCAAAAAUUGGGAAGGGAGUGGCUAGGUGGUGGUCGAAUACUUGGGGUGUCACGUUCGCUACACCGAAAGGGUUCAAGCCGUUUUUCACGGCUGUUUAUCAGAAGGUGUCGAGACGGGUGUCGAUGGCUUUGCUUUUGUGGAUGAGUGAAGAUGUGAAGGUGGUGAAGCCCAGCAAGAAGAACAAACACCCUAAGCCGGCGGGGAAGAAGCAAGACAAAGGGACCGGGAAGAAGGAUCUCCUGGAGGAUCUGAUAAGACUGCAUCAAUCCAAGCCGGAGCAGUUCACGGAAACCUACCUGCGCAGAAUGGCAAUGACCAACUUUGGCGCGGGACAUGAGACGCUUUGUUCGGCUUUGACGGCUUGUAUGGCUAUGCUCGGGACGCAUGCAGCCGUUCAAGCAAGAGUCGCUGAGGAAGUUGGUUCCCAUCUUCGGGGUGGUGGGACGGUGCCGUUCGAUACCACGGCUAAGCAACUCCCGUAUACUCUGGCAGCCAUCAAAGAGGCACAGAGAUUACAUCCUGUCAUCGCCAUGAGUCUUUCGAGGACUGUCCCGCGAGACCUUGACGGUGCAGGAGUCAUGCUGCAUGGCCACUGGGUCCCCGAGGGGACGACGGUGGGGUGUAAUCCUGUAGCGUUGCAUCGGAACACGGAAAUCUUUGGGGACGAUGCGGACGUGUAUAACCCUAGUCGGUGGUUGUCCCGUCAUCACUCCGGCUCAUCAUCAUCAUCACCACCAUCAAAGGCCGGUUCCAACGCGGGUGUCGGCUCCGAUGCCGGCUCCGAAAUCGACUCCGAGCUCGCCCCCGAGCCCGAACCCGACUCCGACUCAUCCAGCAAGCCUCCGCAACCAAACCUAAACCCAGAAGAAGAAGCCGAAAGAAAGAGAUUGAGAGAAAUGCUCCACCUAAACCUCACCUACGGCGGCGGCGCACGCACCUGUCCCGGCCGCCACCUGGCCGAACUAAUCGUCUGGAAAGUAAUACCGCGAUUAGUAGCGGAGUUUCGGGUCCAAGUCACACACAUGCCAGACGACGAAAACAUGGAGAGGUAUUUUAUGAGUAUGUUGACGGGAGUGAAGGUGAGGUUUUUGGAGAGGGAGGACAUAGCACGAGGAGGGGGCACAGGGGGGGGACUACUGUCUGGGGACAUAGGUAAGAGUAGUGUAGAUGUAGAUGUAGAUGGUUUGGAUUGA
Molecule: messenger RNA, 2049 nt
Organism: Neurospora hispaniola
Lineage: Eukaryota; Fungi; Ascomycota; Sordariomycetes; Sordariales; Sordariaceae
Product: cytochrome P450
Exons: 3
Coding region: 1-2049 (682 amino acids)
Molecular function (GO): heme binding; monooxygenase activity; iron ion binding
Source: RefSeq, a predicted model, not a curated record